AUGUCUCACAACACCAGAGCAGAGAAAACCACCACUCUAGAGAGAGACGGGGUCAAACGAAGCCCUGGGGCAAAAAACAAAGGUGGAGUAGACUUAGGGGGCAAGAAAGGAACAACAGAUGUUCAUGAAGGUAGCCUUAAAGUAGGGCAUGAUGGGACAGGACAUGGCAGAAAGAGCCCUCAAGGAGGGCAUGAGGAGGGACAUAAUUCAAGUGGAAGGGGACAUCACAGGGGCAAAAGGGUGAGCGAUACCCAGAGCAUUACAACAAAGACCUACUCACCCUUUUUGAAUUCACUCUUCAGCAAGGAAAGAGAUUUGGCCCCUGAGGAAAUGGAUGAGCUCCAUGCAGCCUUUGUAGAGUUUGAUGCAGAUCAGGACGGGUACAUUGGAUACAAGGAGCUUGGAGAGUGCAUGAGGACAAUGGGGUAUAUGCCAACAGAGAUGGAGCUGAUUGAAAUCUCCCAACACAUAAAAAUGAGAAUGGGAGGCAGAGUGGAUUUUGAGGACUUUGUGGAACUUAUUGGUCCAAAGAUGUUGGCAGAAACUGAAAAUAUGGUAGGAGUGAGAGAGCUCAAGAUUGCAUUCAGAGAGUUUGAUGUGAAUGGGGAUGGGCACAUUAGUCGUCUUGAAAUGCAAGAUGCUGCUCAAAGCUUCCUGGGUGAGCCUCUGAAUCCAAGUGAAGUUCAGGAGAUUAUUCAUGAUGUAGAUCUGAAUGGAGAUGGCAGAGUUGAUUUUGAUGAAUUUGUCAUGAUGUUGUCAUCAAGAUAAGCUCCAUUGGUGUGAACAUAUCCCAAAAUGCAAUGAUGUCCUAAAUAGAUCAGGACCAGGGUUAUGCACCCAACCUGGAUGUGAUUUUUGUGUUUAUACGUUGAUCAAUGAUGUAUGUGCAUUUCAUAAUAGUUGUCUUUUUUCCUUAUUCAAAAGAUACAAUAAAAUUGGCAGUCACAU
Molecule: messenger RNA, 948 nt
Organism: Bombina bombina (fire-bellied toad)
Lineage: Eukaryota; Metazoa; Chordata; Amphibia; Anura; Bombinatoridae
Product: calcium-binding protein 2
Exons: 6
Coding region: 1-768 (255 amino acids)
Molecular function (GO): calcium ion binding
Source: RefSeq, a predicted model, not a curated record